Molecule: messenger RNA, 10018 nt
Organism: Bactrocera oleae (olive fruit fly)
Lineage: Eukaryota; Metazoa; Arthropoda; Insecta; Diptera; Tephritidae
Source: RefSeq, a predicted model, not a curated record
ACGUAUAAAAAUAUAUAAACCAAAAGUCCAAAAUAUUACUGCUAUAAUAUCAAUGCUAACUUCUGAACUUCAAUGCUGCAUGCGAAAUAUGAAAGAAUUUAAACAAUCGGCACAACAUGAUCUUUCUCUGUUAUACAGAUACGUUCUCUGACCUCACAGUGUGGUUUGCGGUCGUGCUUUCACAAAUGUGUACAGUUCAUUGCCAACUCUCAUUUAUACAGCAGCGUGUAGUAAAACUAAAAAGUGAAGAUCCUGCAAAUAUACUUGGACCACUGCGAGGCAGCGUAGGAUCUCUUAACGCAAACGGCCUAUAAAAACAAUAUUGACGGAUCAAUAAUUUGUGAACAAUAUAAAAAUAAAGACACUAACAUGUGUAUCUCACCAAUAAGGUCGCAAAUAAUAUAACGUGGAAAUAAAACGAUAUAAGACAAAUUUUUCUCAAUGAAACUAAUGAUGUCAAAACUUUUGGUUCAUCACGUCACUAAGCUAUGACCAAAAAGAAACAUACCGCUCGGAGAAAGCUGGCAUAUUGGUGGAACAGUGAAAUCGAAAUAUUGAGAGCCAUUUCCACAAAGCACGACGCCUAUGUCAGCAGAGCAUAGGAAGAGGGGAAUAUACGGUACUCCGUGACAUUUUCAAGAAAAACAGAGCAAGCUCAAAAAGGCUAUAAAACAGAGGAAAAAUUACAGCUUCAAAGCUCUAUGUGACAAAGUAGACGAGAACCCCUGAGAUGAACCAUAUAAGAUCGUAAUGUCAAGGAUUGCAGUAGGCAAAGUACAAACACCCCUCAAUACUCAAAAAGGUAGUGGAAGCGCUGUUUUCUACACACACACUAAGCCACAGAUGCGCCAGAGGUCAAUGAUAUGCAAGUACUACAAGCUGUUGAGCGGUUCGGAAAUUAUAAAGCGCCAGGACUAAUUAUUAUUCCGAACAGGGCUCUGAAACUCGCAGUAAAACUCAACACAAAGCAAUUCACGGAGUUAUUUACACGAUGCUUGCGAGAAGGUGUGUUCCCAUAUGGAAUAUUUAACGGCUCGUACUACUGUAAAAGACGACAAAACAGUCAGGAGACCGAGCUCUUAUUGACCACUCUGCAUGAUCGAACAAUCAACCGUUGACGCAAUCAAGAAUCUUACAGAGAUAAAAAGCUAUUGAAGAAGAUAGGUGGAUGUACGGCAAAAAGCAAUACUGCGCUGUCAUUACUUUCGAUGUAAAAAACGCGUUUAAUUCGACCAGCUGGCCCCAUAUACUGCAAGCACUAGAGACCAAGAGAACACCAUCGUAUCUGUUGAAAAUCAUAAAGAGCUACUUAUCUAACAGGCUGCUGCUCUAUGACACAGAUGACGGACCGUAAAAGUAUAAAGUCACGAGUGGGGUGGACAAAACUUCAACUUGCUAAACAAAAAACUGAGGCAGUGGUUAUUACAAGCAGGAAAAAAUUGGAGACGAUUUCUCUUAUCAGAGAUGGACAUAACAUCACGACACAAACAUCGUUGAAGUACCUGGGUGUAAUGAUAGACGCGAAACUAAGUUACAAAGUCAAUAUUGAGAAAGUUUGCGAAAAAGCCGCCUGUGUGAAUGCGGCCAUCAAAACCGUUAGAGCAUUUCGUACAGUACCACAUGAAGCUGUUAGCAUUAUAUCAGGAAUAAUGCCAUCAGAUAUAAUGGCUCGUGAACUGAAGGGAAUUAACGAUAAAAGUAAGAGUGUGGGCAGGAAGUUAACAAGAGGAGAUGGACGCACCGGUUGAUUGGUAAUGUGCAACCGUGGGCGGAAAGAAAACACGGAGAAACUGACUUCUACAUGACGCAGCACCUAACGGGGCAUGGGUGUUUCCGAUAGUACUUGCAUAAGUACGGACAUGACAAAGGAGUCGCUUACUCCUUUUGUGGUAGCAGUAGCGAAAGUGCAAAGCAUAUCUUCUUUCACUGCCAAAAACUUUCAAAAGAAAGAUAGAACCUGGAGAAGGAAGUGGCAGACCAAAUAUCUCAAGAUAAUAUAGUGUCUUAUAUGUUGGAGGCAAGUAUGGAGCAUUAUAGAAAAAACAACAGCUCUGAUAAUCCAAGAGCUGAGAAGAGCCGAAUGACAAAGAAACAGUGGAGCUUGAGCCGCGAAUAGCGAAUAAAUGACGUGAGCCGAAAGGCUAAGCCGACCCUGCGAUGAAAUGCCUAACGGCGCUUCCGCAGUGUCUUUCACCAAAGCUGCGGGUGACGGAGUUUAAUGUUUAGUACGUAGGCGUUCUAAAACGCAAGUCCAACGUGGGACGACAACCCUGACUGGGCGUGGUCCCGAAAGAGGGGUACCCUUUAGCAGACAGUACGAAUCAUGCAUAUUGCAUACUAAUAAAUAUCAGUAUCUAUGUAAGAUUCCCCUCCAACAAAAAAAAAACUACCACUUACGUCAAAUACAAAGAAAAAUAAAUAAAUUAAACAAAUAUAAUACAGCACUGCAACACUUAUUUUAUGUUUUCAUGCAACUAUUUUGGUAUUGUAUGAAUAAACGGAUUUAAACCAAGGAUAAAUAUAAAAUUGAAGCUAGUUUAGCACUAGUUAAUACAAAAUAAAUGUAUAGAAAAAAGGGAUAAAGGAUAUAAAAGUUAAAAAUAUAGAUGUAAAAUUCCUUAUAAAUCAAAGAAACACGCGAAGAAAACAUCUUUAAAUAGUUGAAUUUUUCAAUUUUAAUUGCAAAUAUCUCAAAACUAUAAACGGCAACUAGAUGUAUAUAUUUCUUAAUCUGGGGAACGUCCUCUCUCCGUACAUAGCCAUAUUGACCGCGAAUUCGGAGGAUGUUACUCUAAAACUUACCCAACGGAUAAUUUAUAUGCGAAUUUGACCUAAAGUUGCCGUUAAAGUUUAGGGAUACCUCGGCGGCGUUAAACCAAAACGGUAGAAAGCGCUCCGUUUGAUGCUUUUAGUAAAUACAUCUGAUAAAAAAUAUUGCCUAUCCAAACCUUUUGCCUACCAACCAAACUACCCAGGGCAAAUGAAACUACCAAUAUUAGUUCGAUCGGUACAAAAUGGCAACGUUAGUUGUACGGCUAAAUAUUUUAUCGUUUGUGAAAAAUAACAUUAAUUGAUUAGAUUAGUCAUUGGUGUAUUGUGGCAUAUACUUUUAUUUUAAAUAUGGUUUAAAAUACGACAAAAAUGAAUUGUCACCAAAUUUUAAGUGGAGCAUGUAAUGCUGGCGACAGAUGCUUCGCUACAGGAUCUGUAGAAGGUGUCUCAUUUACAGCGUAUGCUGCAGGAUGUAAUAUUGUAAUCUUGGCCAGUACUUUCGAGAGAGUACAAAUAAUUCCAGGAGCUACACAUGGCUAUGUUAAAAUAUCUGCUCUUGAUUGCAGUACCGACACGGGAAAAAUUGCUGCAUCUUAUGAAAAUAAAAUAUGUAUAUUCGAACCCACACCUAUGCUUUUGAGCAACAAAAGUGUUAAACAUUACUUGGAUUACAGAUGGGUACAGACAGGCUCCUUUGUAUGUAAUUAUCAUGUUUACACUCUCUCGUGGAACUUAGAAGGGACUCGGCUUUUAACUGGUGGUUCCAUUAUCGAAAUGUGGAAAGAAAGAACUUCUGAAAAAUCAGAGGAAAGUUCUACCGGUGUAAAGUUUGAAAUAGGAGGUGGUGACCGCGGAAAUAAAACUCCUACCAAUGAGAGCUUAGAUGAUGUUGUAACUUGGGACACUGUAUGGUCAUGUCAAACUGCUAUUCCAAUUUAUCAUAUGGCAUUUAGUCCUGAUGGCACUUUAUUUGCUACAUGUGGUCGAAAUGACAGACUUGUAAAAAUUUGGUAUGAAAAUAAGCAAGUUCUCUUUCCCUCAAAACAUGGCAUCAAAACUGUUGGAAAUGAUGCAGAACUAAACUUUACCUACGUCUAUAUUGCGCAUCCUAGAGCAGUAACAAACAUUGCAUGGCGCAAAACAAGCAAAUACAUGCCGAAGGGAGCAGUAUCCAACAUGAUUGUAACAUCUUGUCUUGAUAACAUAUGUCGCAUUUGGAUAGAAACUGUGUUGCCAGAUGAUGGUCUAAUUAAUAUGACACAGUUUGAUCCAUUGGCUUCACAAAACCCGAAAUUCAGAACACAACGCCAUAAGCAUCGUUUUAUGCAACGAUUAAAACAUAUGAAAACUUGUUUUCAUAUAAGAAGGCAUGUCAAGACUGAGACUGGAAUGGUUAAUUACCAACCAAAUACUGAUACUUUUCAUGGACCUAUACCAUCCUUACCUUCUUCUUGUAGUGUCCAUGACUUUCAUUCAUAUGGAUUUCAUGGAACAGGAAUGGCUCCCGGUAUGCAUUUUCAUUUGGCCGCUUCAAUCAACGCAGAGACGGAUAUUCCACUGGUUCCUUCAAUGCAUUCUUCGGAUAGUUCUAACCAAAACAGCUUUAUUUUACACUGGCUUAAUAACAAGGAAAUAAAUUUUUCUUUACAAGCUGAGGUCAUAUUGCAAGAGUUAACGAAAAAAAUAAUUGAUGAAGAGAGUCCAAAUGUGUCCACUAAUAAUGUUUCAGAACAUAAUGAACCAGAUGUUGCUGACGAAUCUAAAAAGAAAAUUUUCCGAGCUUUGUCGAAAUCAUUGUCUGCAGAGGAUAGUAAUUCAGAGGACUGCAAGAAUUUGCCGCACCAUAAUAAAAUCGGAAUUUUACAAAAUGCAAAUUCAAUGUCAAAUACAGCAUCCCUAAAUUCUUUAAAUAACGAAAAUAACCACACCAUUAAUCAGUUUGCCGACUCUUUGGAUUUGAAAAUUGAAUGUUUAUUAAGAGAUUGGCAUCAAAGUCCCGAUCUUGUAUUUGCUAUUCAUCCCAUUGAUGGAAGUUAUCUUAUAUGGGUAGUUGAUUGGUUGGACGAUUACUAUCCUGGAUCUUUUCGCCAAGCACAAAUUUCGUUUUCCACUAGAAUACCCUUUGCAUUUCCUCUUGGAGAUGCAAUAUCUAUGUCAACAACAGUGAGUUUAUAUAAUACGGGAUCUCCGCCGCUAAUUUUUAGGGAAAUCGCAAAUAGCGUGAAAAGUAGAAGUGAGGAAACAACAUCACUUAAAGAGUCACCAAGCUCUUCGCCUUUGAAUAAGGUGAGCAACCCCGACAUAAGCGAGCAGGCUUUUAACACUAUAACUAGUGGUAUUUCACCUUCUGUUUCAAUGGUAACAAAACAUUCCAAUGGAACAUUAAAUCUGUGGCAACUAACUUUUGCGCUUAAAACUAAGUUCACCCAAGUGCUCAGCAUAGGGCAUGUUUGCAGAGCUUCUGGUCAUCGUUUUAGAGUCAAUGACAUAACAUGCCAUCCGGUUUUGCCACUUCUUGUAUCAACAUCCCAUCACAACUUACCUGAAUCAGAGAAGAAAUCGACCAGCAAUGCUGAAAAUCUUCCUUACAAUAAAGACGUUUUUACACCUUCUGGAUUCUGUUCUGAACUAAUAUUGUGGAGAGUUGAUUCUGUGGGUCCACUUUGUUAUUCAGGGGGAGUAAGUGAAUUGGCACGUAUCAAUUCACCUGAAAUCUCAGCAUUUAGCAAUGUAGCAUGGAUUCCUACUUUACUUCCAAGUACAACUUUGGGAAGCAGCAGUAAUUCACCAUCAGCUUGUUUUGUUGCCAGUGAUGGAGAGAAUCUACGUGUUUAUCAAGCAGUAAUUGAUGCUCGAACGUUACUUGCAGAGAUAUCUUCAUCAGAAAAUGUCAAUUACCUUUAUAAGUCCAAUUCAAUGACAUCAAUUUAUUCGAAUGCGUCGUCAACAUUUAAAACUCGAAAAACAAAUAUUCAUGAAAAAUUAAAAGUGGUAUCACAGCAGUCCACCGCACGUCCUGGAUGUAUAAUUCAACUUGACCCGAUAUCUGAAGCUAAACACGACUGGCAGAAUACGCAAUUUUUACAUGUAUUUCAAGCUCAGUUAAUAGAUGGGGGGCACCGAAUGGAACCUGAUUUAGAUGCAAUCGUUGAUUUACAACAAAAUUAUGAAUUUAAGGAGCCAUUUUAUAUUGUUAUAAUUGAAAAAACUAUAAAAGGCAGUACAAUUCAUAUGUGGCGCAUUAUUAUUUCAUCAAAAGAGCAAAAAACUUUUCUAUCUGAUACAGCAAUGUAUGUUCCUGAUAGCAACAUUGUUCAAGACAUCGACGACUCAGAUUUAGCCGCCCGCAGGAUGUCGGUUGCUAAUAUAUUACUAAAUAAUUGUGACGAUCCAGGUAAUGACACUUCACAUAUGACUAUAAAAACAGAAAAAGUCUGCACACAGGAGCUACCAAUGCCGGAAGGUGUUGAUGUCGUUCACGCUUCACCAGCUGCUGGCCAUUUAAGCUCGUCAUCAAUUUACCCAGCUUGUUAUGCUCCUUAUAUAAUAGUCACAGCAUGUUCAGAUUCAAUUUCUCGUUUUUGGAAAUGUGAAACAAGUUCGGUCGAUGAUCUAUCCGUAAAGACAUAUAAAUGGGUAGAAUGGAAAAUGUUCAGUAGAAUACAAGAUUCUGCAAUAGAAAUUCCUGGUCAGCCUUUGAAUAUUAGUGCUGCUUAUUCGGGUAGAGUUGCUUGUGCUUAUAAAUAUGGAAAAAGCUUUACACGACCAAAUAAAGGUGAUCCAGACUCUAGGUAUAUAAACCUUUGUGUAGCGAUUUAUGAAUGUGAAAGUUCUGGUGGAAGCGAAUGGGUACUAGAAGAUACGAUUCACUUAAAAAAUGUACAUUUGCCUCGGAUGAAUAUUGAUCAUGGGAUUGAUCUUAGCUAUUUACAUGAUAACCGAUUAUUGCAAAAAAAGCAACGUCUUAAUCAAGUUUUUCAAACAUUUACGCAAGAAGACGGUAGAUCUCCACGAAGUGGCGAUACAACCCCUGAGCUUACAACAAAAACAUCUUCUACAUCUGGUCUAUUAGCGGUACCCAGUUUUAGUACCUUACAAUCGCUAAGGAAAAGCAUCGCUGAAAAUGGAAAUACUUGUCCAUUAACUCAAAAACAUCUUGUUCAGUUGGAUUGGGUGUCAAAAGAAGACGGUUCCCAUAUAUUAACAGUGGCUGUAGGGAGUAAAAUACUUUUGUAUACUGCGGUUUCGUCUGACAUUGCCCAGGCCAAUAUUAAAGCUAUGAAAGUAUCAAGGUCAGCAAAUCGACCUAUAUUGCGAAAAGCUAGCUCCUUAGCUCAGCCACAUUUUAAUGACGAAAUUCGUUGGAUGAAACUUCGUCAAAUUGAUUUGCAUACCGCAGAUGGUUUACCGCCACUACCUAUGCAAAUUUCAUGGGUUCGGGAUGGAAUAUUGGUAGUAGCAAUGGAUUCUGAAAUGCAUGUGUACUCACAAUGGAAGCCUCGUUUUAGCGAACAGCAUAGCGUGGAGGAUUUUUUCGAUUCAAGAAAUCUACGUGAUGAAGAUUUAAGAUCUUUGGCUAACGAAUCUACGCAAAUACGAUUAAAAACUGCAUCAUCCAUACCAUUAAUAAGUAAAGUGAGCACUGCUAACCUCCAGUUACUUUCCAAUGAAAGACGUAAAAGGUAUGGAAAUUCAAGCGCAAGCGUUCCAGCAGGUUGCGAAUCAACAAAUGAUGAUUAUAUGCCUGACUUUGGAUUGUUUCAAGCUUCUCGCAUCGCAUGCCCGGUACUUCCUCAAUAUCACCCAAAGCAACUAAUGGAACUCCUUAACUCUGGUAAAAUUAAUUGGGUUAAGGCAAUAUUAGCCCAUUUAGUCCGUUGUAUGAGUGGAUCGAAUGAAUAUACAUCAACUUCAGACGAUGGAAGUUCUGAGAAACAGAGGGCAUGGUCUCGAUCUCGAACUUUAUCUAUCAGUUACGUUGGAGAAACGAACGUAUCAACUGAACACAGGGGUUCAACAACGCAGGUUCCAGAAGAAUUGAUGCUCGACUAUACUGAAAUCACAUCAAUACCUCCAUUACCGCUUUGGGUCCUACUAAACGCGGAUAACGAAUUUCCAGGUCAGGGAAUGAACGCUUUGGAAAAUGGUAAAGACUAUAAUGAACUUUUUGAAAUGAACAACUCGGAGGACAAUUUAGAUGAUCUUCUUGAUAAUGAAGGGGAACAUUGUAAAUUCGAAAGAAAGUUAUCUAUGCCCGAAAAAUUAAGUAUAUCACAUUUCGGUUCGCGUCAAGGACAGUUGUUAUCGCGCCUGCUUACUCAUACGCAUUUACCAGGACUAUCUUCUCUUGACCAGAUGCAUUUAUUAGCUCUAGCUGAUACCGUUGCAAAUUUCAACAGCGACUUCAGCGAAACAUUUUCUUCCGAUCAUGGUAAAAAUGUGUGUAAAAUAUCAGAAUCUUUAGAUGAUUGUGGCCUUCGGUUUCUACUCGCUAUGAAACAUUUUACGUAUCUUCUACGCUGUUUACCACUAAACCAAAGAGCACUAUUUCAAAAACAAGGAAUUGGAACUUCAAACAUAGUGUGGGCUUUUCAUUCUGAAAGUGAAGAGGAGCUCCUAAAUCUCAUUCCUUCUUAUUCAAAAGGAGAUUUAAGGUGGUCUACACUGAAAGAUCUCGGCGUUGGAUAUUGGUUGAAAAAUGUUAAUACUUUACGUUGUUGCGUUGAGAAACUAGCAAAGAGUGCUUAUCAAAUGAAACAAGAUCCAUUAGAUGCAGCUAUAUUUUAUUUAGCUAUGAAGAAGAAAUCGAUUGUUUGGGGUCUUUUUAGAUCAAAGCGAGACGAAAAAAUGACCGCUUUCUUUUCAAAUAAUUUUUCUGAAGACCGGUGGAGGAAAGCAGCCCUGAAGAACGCUUUUGUUCUUCUAGGAAAACAACGUUUUGAGCACGCAGUUGCAUUUUUCCUACUUGCGAAUUCUUUAAAUGAUGCCAUAGAAGUUUGCAUAAAUAAAUUGGAAGACUUCCAGCUGGCUUUAGUAAUAGCGAGGUUAUUCGAAGAUGACAUUGAAAUAUCAUGCAACUCAACUUAUCGAAGUUUACUCUCAGAACAUGUUCUUGGAAUUUCCGAUGAUAACAGUGUAUUUGAUAUAAAUAGAGCUCACCCAGAUCCUUUUCUUCGAUCCAUUACUUAUUGGAUUUUAAAGAGAUAUCAAGAUAGUUUGCAUACACUUUUGUUAAACGGAGUUGGUAUGAAUCAUGUCGCAUUUAAAGACGAAGACAUGUUGAAAGCUGAAAAUUCUGCAACAAAUCCUAAUGUUUUUAACUUCUACAUAUUUUUACGUACACAUCCAUUGUUAGUUCGGCAAAGCUUAGCACUGUCUGCACAAGAGAAGAAAUGUGCAAAUGUAGUAUUAUCAGGAUUUAGUUAUUCUGGAGAUAAUCAAAAAUCAAAAUCAAAUGAUAAACAACUUCAACUAGAAGAUUCAAUAACACCUAUUGAGAGACAACUUUAUUUUACAACAGCCCAUGCACACUUUAAGGCUGGUUGCCCGGCAUUAGCUUUAGAAGUGCUAAAUAAAUUGCCAAUGAAAAUUAUGGAUUCAAAUAAUAUUAUCGAAGAGACUAAUACUAAAAUUUACAAGGAAGACCAAAUAACUUCUGGUAUAAUUGAUUGGAGUGAACCAGUGGUUGAUUCUGGCAUAAAAUGUGAUAUGGAUUGGAGCACUCCAGUUUCGGUUUUACAAAAAGAAGACGCAUUUGAGAUAAAGUGGGACGAUGAUGAUGCCGACGCCCCCGAAGAUACGGAAGUUGAUGAGCCUUUUGAAAAUAAAACCCCUACAAUAACAAAAGCUCCACAAAAAACCCAGUUAGAGACAUCAAAGGAUGUGAAAAUAGAUAUUAUGGCACAGCAACUUAAAUUUGUAGCAUGCUUAAAAAUAUUAAUGGAAGAACUUUCGACAUUAGCAACUGGAUUUGAAGUUGAUGGUGGUCAAUUGCGCUAUCAGCUUUACAUCUGGUUGGAGAAAGAAGUUGAGGCAUUAAAACAACUUUGCAAUUACUGUAAUUAUGAUCCUCUAGACUUGGAGUCUACUAAGCAAAUUUCCGAUGUAAUAUUGAAUGAAAGAGAUCCAAACUCUACUACUUUUGUGUUAUCAGACAAGCCAACACUUCAUGAAAUUUUGAUGCAAGAAAAAUAUGAUUUUGAGGCAAAAGUUUUUAGAGCUGCCAAACGAAAGCGAUGGCUUAAAG